CUGUGGGAGGUGUCAACAAGAACGCAAUAAAAAGCCCUCGGCACAGAGAAGAAUCAUUUACGCCUUAUUUUAAUCAGAUAAUCAUGCAGGCACGGAUUUUUCUGGUACUUUGCUUGGCAGCUUUGGCAUGUGCAGCCCGCAUCCCUGAUGGCUCUAAGGAGCCUAACUGCUUCCUUUAUAAUCUGCCUAUGUGCACACGAGAAUAUAACCCUGUGUGUGGGACUGAUGAAAAGACAUAUCCCAAUGAAUGCUCUCUGUGUCUUGACAACAUAGAGCUGAAGGGCAAUGUAUUGAUCUCCAGGAAUGGUGAAUGCUGAGGCAAAAGUCCACUUGUUUUGGUCUGAGACGUGGCAUGAGAGGGUGGCACGUUUGACUCUGGUUUUGUUUUACAGCAUAAUAAUUUGUUUUAAAAUUAAGUGUUUGAUUCUAAUGUUGUAUGUCUCUUGUGUUAUGUCUUUUUUGUUUGUUUUUAAAACCUUGAUUUAAUACUCAAAUAAAGCCAUAAUUCAUUUAA
Messenger RNA from Misgurnus anguillicaudatus (oriental weatherfish), 514 nucleotides. RefSeq names its product trypsin inhibitor ClTI-1. Gene Ontology annotation, molecular function: protein binding; serine-type endopeptidase inhibitor activity. The record is from RefSeq and is a predicted model, not a curated record. NCBI's taxonomy places the organism in Eukaryota, Metazoa, Chordata, Actinopteri, Cypriniformes, Cobitidae.